UAUGCUGAUGAGGAGACAUGGGCCUCGUAAGGUGCCUGGCGAUGUUGCUCGUUCCAAGAAGCCUAUGAUGGAUGAGGAAUCAAGUGCUCAUGCUUCUCCAACGCUUACAACUGGUUCUGAAACUACAGGCAUGUCUGGUAGACCGAGUGAGAGUGAAAGAACUUUGAGGAGGGACAUCUUUGCUUAUAUGGAGCCACAGCCUGAGAUGGCUUCGCAGCACCGAGAGCAUCAACAACUCACUGCCGAAGAAGCUGCAGCAGGCGACAGAGGAACAUCUUCCUUACCCAAGACUUCCGCGGAUCUUGGACAACGAAGCCAACCACAUUAUCCCGACUCUUUGGCACAAUGGCCAUUGACUCCAGAGAGUGUUGGCAGGCCACCACUGUUGAACACCGAUGGCUCGACUUCUCUGCCUUCGCCUCAGUCUAUACGCUCAGCAUAUGCUUCGCCUGAAUCUUCAGAACCUCCCUUAGCUCGACCAGCCAUACCUCCAUCUCAGAACAGUGGUUGGACAAGUCAGCAAGGUGAUGGUGCCUGGAGUCAAGGACCUGGUCGGCCCACACCCAUCCCGAUUCGAACAGGUGUAUCUCUGUUCCAACAACAAGGGCAUCAGGUUGUGCAACCCGGCAUGAACNAGAGGGCAGGUCCGUUACCUCAGAGUCCUCGGUCCAAUGUCAGGCUUGAUGAUCAGGUGGAAGCCCUUCGCGAACACAUUGCAUCCCAACAGAGACCCUUUGGUCCAACUUAUAGCAAUCCUGUUCCGACGCCAGGUCCAUAUCGGCCUCAAAUGUACCCUACCAGUCUACAAGCACAACGAUCAAGUAUUUGGAACGACUACGGUCAAAGCUUACGGCCACCGCCUCCUCAAGCUGGGAUACCAUCACCUGCUCCGGCAGCUUCGGGCUUUCCUGACUUCCAAAAGACCACGCUCGAAGGUUAUGAACUUCUAGCAGCUAAGCUGACAGACGGAACCAUCGGAGCGCGACCAAUGUAUCGCAGUUUUGAGCACUUACACCAUCGCUUGCUUCUAUACCUACAAGACGAGAUCUGCGAGUACGAAGAAGAAUUGCGCAGUCUGGAUGAAUGGAUAUCUCAGAUCGGACUCGUGGUUUCUGAAGGAAAGUCGAAGCCUGCGUCAAGGCGCGCAGAAGCACGAAUCACACCUGCAGACAGUGAAUUGAUGUUCAGGAGGAAGUUUGUGUUGGGUGAGAUUUUCGUCAAGCUGGAAAGAUAUCGUAAAUNNCGUGCUGUCGAGGCAUUCUUCAAUGCUUCCAAGGAUUUGCAAAGACCGCAAGAGGCAGAGAUAGCACGUUACCGCGAAUGGAUGUCGACACAUCGUCCUGUCGACAUGAUAGAAGCGGCUUUCCUUAAGCACGAAAAGGAUCUAUUCGUCUUUCCAAACAGGAAUGUCGGAGCGUCAGUGACAGCAGCGACAGCUUGCCUGCCUUUGUUGCUACUCUUGCCAUUACUAGCUUUUGCGGUGGUGCCGGACUUUCUCUGCCGUAUCCUUAUGGUAGCUGUAUGCACCAUGGGCCAAUGGUUUCUGUGCUCUACCAUGGACAUCAGACAUGUUUUGACUGCACGCGAACGGAUCUUCUUCUCAGGCAUAUAUGUGGCAUUCAUGACACUAAUCGCUGCCAUGGCUCGC
Molecule: messenger RNA, 1648 nt
Organism: Aureobasidium musti
Lineage: Eukaryota; Fungi; Ascomycota; Dothideomycetes; Dothideales; Saccotheciaceae
Source: the annotation of a GenBank genome assembly